AGGGGGUGCCAGCUGGAGCUGUGGAGGGAUGAUGGGGAGGACGCGGCUGGAGAGGACCAGGAGGAGCGAGUGCUGCGGUUGUGGCUCAACAGCCUGGCCCCGGGGUCCCUGCACGUGGCCUCGCUGUUCGACCGGGAGGUGGCCACCGGCUGGCCGCUGCUGCUGGCCCUGGACGCCAUCCAGCCCGGCUGCGUCAGCUGGCACAACGCCUUCCGCCCGCCCUUCAAGGAGAAGCUCCGCAAGAUCCUGAGCGUGCAGAACUGCAACCUGGUAAUCCAGCUGUGCACCCACCGACUGGCCAUGCCGCCGCUCGUCAACAUCGGGGGGCUGGACCUGGCGCUGGGCCAGCGCCGCGCAACCCUGUCGCUGGUGUUCCAGAUGAUGCGGCACCAUACCGGCAUGAUGCUGGGGCUGGUGGCGCCACUGCAGCAGCCAAGUGGAGGACAGCAGCACCCGCAGCAGCAGCAGCAGCCAUCAUGUGCUCGCGGCGGCUGCCACUCCAGUCCAGCCCACCACUCGCAGCACCCCCACCACCCCCACCACCCGCGGCAGCAUGUGGAGGUGGAGAAGGCGGUGCUGGCGUGGGCCAACGCCAAACUCACUGAAGCGGCUGCUGCUGCCUAUUCCGCCACCUCCUCCGCAUCACCCACCGCCCCCUCCACCGCCCCCUCCUGCUUCCCUCCGCUCGCCAGCUUCUCCGACCCGCGUCUGGCUGCAGGUGCAGUGCUGCUGCGGCUGCUAGCCGCCAUCCGCCCGCGAGCCGUCAAGCCGCAGUUCGUGCUGCCCGGCAGGACCGCGGAGGAGCGGGAGAGCAACGCAAAGUACCUGCUGAGCUGCGCUCGCAAGGUGGGGUGCGUCAUCUUCCUGGUGUGGGAGGACGUGGUGGCGGCGCGACCCAACCUGCUGCUGCUGCUGCUGGCCUCCUUCAUGGCGCUGGACAGGAAGCAGCAGCAGCAGCAGGGGGCGGAGGCGGCAGGGGAUGGUGCGGGUGCCGCUACAGGAGCCGCUUCAGGUGCUCCUUCCGUCAGCGCGGCCGCUUUGGCUGCACCGCUGGCGAAGGGAGCGGGGCUGUAGGGGUUUCUUGGACUUUUCUACCCAUUGAUGUUUCUUUGCAGCUAAUGCCUGCACCCGCUCCGCCCUCGGGUUAUCCAUGCAAGCUCGCCGGCAUGCGAGAGGCUGCAGGGGCAGGCGGCAGCACGCUGGCACACACUGGCUGCGUGUGCUGUGGGUUAUAUCGCGAUGUGGGCCCCAUGCGGCGGUUGGCGCAACGAUAGGUUUCCGUUGAACGUACGGCGCCAUUGCGCUGAUUGUUCCCAGCAUGUGGUUGCUUGUUUUUAUGGUUUUGCUUUGUAGUGUCUACAAGUGCAGAUGGGAAGGGCGAAUGGAAAGGAAGCCUGAGGGCAUGAGGCGUUGAUGCGGCAACCUGUUUCUUUUUGCAUGGAACUGGGAAGGCGAGCAAGAAAGUACUCAUCAUGCUCCCUUGCAUGGGUUUUACUAGGCCGUACAGGGUUAUUGAUGACUGUGACGUGCCCUGACGCCAAGUGUAUGAAACCUUCUUCCUCUUGGGGUCGGGGCCUUAUGGACUUUUAUUUUGCCGGUCGUGCACAGACGCAAUGCCCCGCUUGCCCCGUUUGCAUGCUACCCCCACGCAUUUGCAGUACCUGUGUUGCUGAACAUCAGGCUAACCUCUUCUUUCUUGCAUAUGACCCAAGCGAGGUCUUCUGGCGUGUCAUAUGGUCUUACGGAAGGCGCCUGACUCCCUGUUGUGCUGAACAGUCAGAGCAGCUAUAGCUGUUGGGAGUUCUUAGGAUGCGGUUGAAUUGCUGCUGAGAUGAGGGGCAUGGAGGGCACGACUGUGCCCGUGCGGGCCCUGACCCCGGAGGUGGCUUCCCCCCGCUCCCGGUCAACACUCGGACGAGGCCAGGUGACGUGGAAGGGCUUGUCUUGCUGGCAGCCGGGUUCGAUGUGGGUAUGCGCGGAGAUUGGGGGGUUGGGGUUGUGCGGUGCGGUGGAGUGCGGUGAGGGGGCUUCAUCGCGGGUGUGGUGGGGGUGGUGGGGAGCACCGGCCGAUGCUGGGCUGUCAUGUCUACCGCAGUCUUGCACCUGCUCUCGCCGCUCCGAAAGGAACACCUGCGGGGCAGACGGACGUCACGGGACCGUUGUCACCUAGUCUGGACGCAGCUCAGGACUGUCAUGAACUGUGGUGGUUGACGGGGGUAGCGCUGUUGCAUUGUACGACAUGCACUGUUGAGGGUAGCUAACAGGAAGAGCAUACGGCAUAAAGACGGCGUUUAGGCAGCACGUAGCAGGUUGAAAGGGGUAAAGCUAAGAGGAGUAAUAGAUGGUGUGGUACGGCAUGUCGUAUGCCUGUGAACUACGGACCGAUACUUGGCAAAGUUUUCUUACGUUUGUCUGUUUGCGUGCCAUUGCUGUUACUUGCGAGGAGUGGUCGUCUGGACUCUGGAGCGUGAGCGAAGCGCGGCAUGAAGCGCAACAUUCAUUGCUGGGUAGGUGCUUGAUAGAGAGCCGAGCGCUGAGGGCUUUCUAUCGGAG
Messenger RNA from Astrephomene gubernaculifera, 2553 nucleotides. The record is from the annotation of a GenBank genome assembly. Lineage: Eukaryota; Viridiplantae; Chlorophyta; Chlorophyceae; Chlamydomonadales; Astrephomenaceae.